Rhizophagus irregularis DAOM 181602=DAOM 197198 is the source of this 355-nucleotide messenger RNA. NCBI's taxonomy places the organism in Eukaryota, Fungi, Glomeromycota, Glomeromycetes, Glomerales, Glomeraceae. The record is from RefSeq and is a predicted model, not a curated record.
AUGUUUAACAUUAAAGUACCACAAUUAAUUGUGCACUUAAUUAAAAGAUGCUUAGAUUCCAAUCCGUUAAACCGACCAAUAGCAGAAGACAUAUACAAAAUUUUACUUAGAUGGCAAUAUGAACCAAAUGAUAAGCAAACAAUAGAAUUACAAGCACAAAUUAAGGAAGCAGAUGAAAUCAACAAUAAUUCACCAAAUAGCGAUAUAACUUCAAAUAAUUUAGGAAUAUCAUAUAAUACACAUUCAGAAGCUACUUACACAAGUAAACUACUUAAUCCUGAUAAACUUCCAGAACCAAAAAAUUCCGACGGUUAUUAUGAUCAAAAUGAUAAUAUAAUUAGCAAGGAAUUUUCAG